Theileria orientalis strain Shintoku is the source of this 876-nucleotide messenger RNA. RefSeq lists its product as uncharacterized. The record is from RefSeq and is a predicted model, not a curated record. The transcript has 4 exons. Lineage: Eukaryota; Apicomplexa; Aconoidasida; Piroplasmida; Theileriidae. Gene Ontology annotation, molecular function: calcium ion binding. The coding region runs from base 1 to 876 and encodes 291 amino acids.
AUGUAUGCCUAUUCUGCCGUUUUUCUGAUAUACUUUUUUAUGUAUAAUUGUAUUUGUACAGUUACCUUUGAAAGGAACUUUAACACUGCAGAUUUUGAUCAGAAGCCGGAAUCCACGGUAGAUCACACAUUUAAAAUGUUACAGAUUUUCGACAAGAUUGAUUUAAACUCAGACGGAGUUUUAUCAAAGGACGAGUUAGAUAAAUACAGUUCAAAGUUAAGUAAAGUUAUAUCGAACAGGCAGUUGGCAAACGAAAUGGCAACAAUAGACCGAGAUAGAGACGGCAACGUGACCUUCAACGAGCUUUUAGCAGCGUUUUCUAACGAAGUGGGAGAGGAAGACGCUUCGCAAAAUAAAGAGCCUCUGAAACUGAGGUUUAACCUGGCAGAUAAAAAUAAGGACGGAAUGCUAAGCCUGGAGGAGCUGGGAGACCUAGUGAAUCCUUCCAGGAACGCAGAGCUUCUGGACCUGGAGUUGAACGAUGUGAUUAAGGCACACGACGAAGAUGGAGACGGAAAGAUAUCUUUCACUGAGUACAAAAAGUACAGAACAGAAAACGGAGAGGACGAAACUCAGUCCUUGAGCGACUUUAAGCAGUUUGACAAGAACAGCGACGGUUUUUUAACGAAGGAUGAGCUGGCAGAGGCAUACAAGGAGGAAGGGGAGUUCGACAGCUUCCCAAUGUACGACGACGUGACAAACGUAAUCGGAUCAUCACACGUGACCAAGGAUUCGUGGAAGUCCCACGCCAACGAGCUCGCCAAGACUGCGGUGACCGACUUCGGCGAGAUGCUACUUCGCCCCGAGGACUACGAUGUCAAAUUCGACCCGGAGCCGGAAACGAAGCCUCGCCAAGAGGUGCACGCCGAACUAUAA